Phytophthora nicotianae INRA-310 is the source of this 829-nucleotide messenger RNA. Its product is annotated as ribosomal RNA large subunit methyltransferase J. The transcript is spliced from 2 exons. The record is from RefSeq and is a predicted model, not a curated record. Gene Ontology annotation, biological process: RNA methylation. Bases 43 to 777 code for a protein of 244 amino acids. Gene Ontology annotation, molecular function: rRNA (uridine-2'-O-ribose)-methyltransferase activity. NCBI's taxonomy places the organism in Eukaryota, Oomycota, Peronosporomycetes, Peronosporales, Peronosporaceae.
CGUCUAAAUGUAUCCCUUCUUGCAACGAGUCAUUCAACAAAAAUGAGCAGCAUGGUCAUCCGCUCUGGGUCACUAUUGGGCUGCCACUUCGCCCCGUUACGCGCCGUCAAGAGCCUCAAGGGCAAGUCGAAUGCCAGCGCGCGCUGGGUGCGUCGACAGUGGAGCGAUCCCGUUGUGAAGCAGGCCAAACGCGAGGGUCUCCGCUCCCGAGCAGCCUUCAAACUACGCGAGCUCAACGACCGCUUCCAGCUACUGCGUCGAGGCGAUUUGGUUCUGGACUUGGGUGCAGCUCCCGGCGGCUGGACACAAGUGGCGGUGGAGGCCACAGCUCCAAAAAGCCAAAAGUCCGACGGCCCACCGCGUGUUGUGGCCGUGGAUCUCUUGCAUUUUGACCCCAUCGAAGGCGCGUCCAUCGUAGUGGGGGAUUUCCGUCAGGCUGCAGUCCGCAAACAACUGAGCGAGGCCUUACGAGGCCGCAAAGCCGACGUGGUACUCAGCGACAUGGCCCCGUCAUUCUCGGGCAAUUUCCUCACGGACAGUCAGCACCAAUUGCGACUUUGCCACAACGCACUCAAGAUGGCAGAACUUUAUUUGCGUCCAGGAGGCAACUUUGCCACGAAAAUCCUGCGUUGUGAUGGCUCCGAGGAGUUCCGAGCAGACUUAAAGGCAAGUUUUGACGUGGUUAAAGCCAUGAAGCCCCAGUCGUCACGGCCAGAGUCGACGGAAAUGUUCCUGGUUGCCAAAGGGUUUAAAGGCUUGCAACAAACGGAAACGUAAAACCCUUUUUCACAUCUCGUCUAUUCAAAUUGUCAUGUUAUGAAAAAAAAAA